AGCUGAGAUUCCUCCCAGAUCAGACACAGAGCCCCGUCUCCGUGCGUCUGUGUCUCUAAACCGUUGACCUUACAAAUGAGCAUGCUGCAUCAUUGUGAGAAUUGGUGUUUCUGGGCGGUGCAAAGUGGAGUAGAGCACAUCACGGUGCAGGAUAUCUGAGAAGAGCAGAGCACAGAGAGGCAGGCACAUCCGCCGCUGGAGGGAUCAAAUCUGCACCAUCUGACGCUCAAGGAUUUAUGGGUUUAGUCAAAAUUGCUUUUCCCACUGUGGAGAUUAAGCACCGUAGGAUGUUUUCCACUCAGGCCGUAGAAUAGCCCAGUGUAGCUGCUGCCGCCGUUGCCGUUUUUCCUCCCUCUUGUCGGCUCCGGCGCUGGAGAAGGGAAUGACUCAGGAAGGCAGAGAGCUCCAGACCCUGGAGGGGAGUAGAUUCUGAUUGACAGGAGAGGUCCGUCCUCUGGGGAAUGUGAACCAUGCAGGUGGAUGCCGUCCUUGUGCUCUUCUUGUGUGUUUGGCUCGCGGCCGCAGCUGGGAAGAUGGUCCAGUCGAGAGGUCACAAGCUGGAAACCUACAAACAAAGCAGGUCACGAAGAGACACCAGAAUGGAGGGGGGUGGAGGUCACAAAUCUGGGAGCCCAAUUUACAAACGAAGCCCAGACAUGACCAAGUCCCCGAUGACCAAAUCGGAGCAGCUCCUGAGAAUAGACGACCACGACUUCACCAUGAGACCGGCGUUCGGAGGUCCUCCGAUCCCCGUCGGAGUUGACGUUCAGGUUGAAAGUCUUGACACCAUCUCUGAAGUGGACAUGGACUUCACCAUGACGCUGUACCUGCGUCACUACUGGAAGGACGAGCGGCUGGCGUUCCCGAGCACCAACAACCAGAGCAUGACCUUCGACAGUCGCCUGGUGAAGAAGAUCUGGGUCCCCGACAUGUUCUUCGUCCACUCCAAGCGCUCCUUCAUCCACGACACCACCACGGACAACGUCAUGUUGAGGGUUCACCCCGACGGCAACGUGCUCUACAGCCUGAGAGUCACGGUCACCGCCAUGUGCAACAUGGAUCUCAGUCGUUUCCCCCUGGACACCCAAACCUGCUCGCUGGAGAUCGAGAGCUAUGCGUACACCGAUGACGACCUCAUGCUGUACUGGAAGAAAGGCAACGAGUCCUUGAACACCGAUGACAGAAUAUCUCUGUCCCAGUUCCUCAUCCAGAAAUUUCACACCACCACCAAACUGGCUUUCUACAGCAGCACAGGCUGGUACAAUCGGCUGUACAUACACUUCACUCUGCGGCGCCACAUCUUCUUCUUCCUGCUGCAGACUUACUUCCCUGCCACUCUGAUGGUCAUGCUGUCCUGGGUGUCCUUCUGGAUCGACCGCAGGGCCGUCCCCGCCAGGGUGCCGCUAGGCAUCACCACAGUGCUGACCAUGUCCACCAUCAUCACCGGGGUCAACGCCUCCAUGCCACGGGUCUCCUACAUAAAGGCCGUGGACAUUUACCUCUGGGUCAGUUUUGUCUUUGUCUUCCUGUCGGUGAUAGAGUAUGCGGCGGUUAACUACCUCUCCACCGUACAGGAGAGAAAAGAGAGGAAGCUGAGGGAGCGACUGCCGUGUACAUGCGGCAUUGGGAACCCCGACGACAUGAUGAUAGACCCCCAGAUCACUGGCUACGGGUCUAUAGAUAUCAACAACACAGGGAAUUAUGGGAUCCCAGAGAACGGCGGCCGCCAGGAGCGAAUUCUGGCUCAGGUGGCGCUGAAUGACCCGCAAAUCACGGGCCAGGUGAAGCCGGCCAGAGGCUACGUGAACAUCUGGAUAGACACCCACGCCAUUGACAAGUACUCAAGGGUCGUCUUUCCCGGAGCGUACAUCCUCUUUAACAUCAUCUACUGGUCCAUCUACUCAUAACGUGGGGUGCGGGGGAAAGGCUGCGAGAGCCGUCCACGAGGGGACAACAUGAGCUCGACCCGAGUGCAGGAACAAUGACUUUGCACUCACAAACUGUUCAUUAGACGCAUGGGGACCAUCGACAGACGGGUGACCGUUGCCUUCUUGACCCAGCCUCUUAAAAGUGAUGACUUUGAAAAAUGAGCUACACAAAAACUGCCACUGUUUGUGACGCUCCGUGAAAUCUGUGCGGUUUAAUGUUUUAACUAUGGCGUUUCCGAUGGAAGGAUGUUGUGGAUAUCGUCGUCAUCUAAGAACUCACAGCAACGCACACACUUCUGUUAAUGCGCAGUGUAACGCAAAUCAAAUCUCGAUGCAGUGACUCAGAACGUGUUUUCAAACCUGGAAAUGUGAACUGGAAACGGGCCGACGCUGACGGGCCUUUGCCAGUGUACGGACGGAUCCUCCCUCUUCUUUAUUUAAUCUGCACCUGACAAUCACCAACAAACUAAAAAUCUUCAGAGGAACAGUCUGACAUUUCGAGAAAUGUGAUUAUUCACUUGAGAAAGUAGAAAGUUUUUGGUCUGUUAGAUAUACGGCUACAACCAACAGCCAGUUAGCUUAGCAUAAAAAUUACAAAGUAAAAAAAAAAAAAAAGCUCAGAUUUUUGGUUCUGUCCCACCAGUCAACAAUUCCCUAAUUAAAGAGUUGUACAUUUGUUUAAUUAGUAGAAAAAACAGCAUAAAAGCUCACUUUUACUGGCAAAUUCUGGUUGGGACUAAUAACUUUCUGUCUUACCAAUUAGGAAAUGAUUUGGAACAACAACAAAUUGUUGUUUUUACAUCUUAGUUUCUAUGCAUACCAAAUGAAUGACUCGUAACAUAACUGAUUAGUGCGCUUUUGUAGUGCUGGCAUGCAGAUGUUUUUAUUUUUAAACCCUUUUGCCCGAUUUUCUGUCUCCGUGAUGAGCUAGGCUAACGGUCUCCUGACUGGAGCUUCGUAGUUACUGUACAGACGCCAAGGUUCGCAUCAUUCCACAUCUUACUCUGCAAGAGAAAAUAAAAUGCGGAAAAAUUCCUUCUUACAAAAAAAAUAACGAUUCAGUUUACUCUCAUUCUUGAGGGUCUGUUGUUUUCUUCUGCAGCAUGCUCGUAUGAUUCAGUUUUUGUUACCUUUUCUUGUGAAGUUUGCACCAGUGCAGUUACUUUGCUGUCGAGCUGCUGCGUUGCACUUGAGGAGUCGGCAAAGUUUAGCAAAAGGCAAAAAUAAUGCAGUUUAAUUAAAUGACAAAUGUAAAGAUGUAUGUUUAGUAAAUCCCAAAAAAAUUAUUAUGCUAUUGACUUUUUUUUUAAAUGUCCUCAUUUCUUUUCUGUUCUUUUUUUAUUAUUAUUAUUUUUAGAUACAACUGAAGCUCAUCUCCUCUGUUUGGUGUUGUGAGGCUUUGAGAUUCGCUGUGACCUGUUAGUUGCUAGUUUUAUCGUCUGUUUCAUCUUAUACUUUGUUAGGCAAAGGAUAUAUAAAAAAAAUUAUUCCGGUGGUUCAUGGCAAUUUAAUGACCAAGCGUACGGAUAUUAAAUUAAACUAAUUAAACAUGUUGUUGUGUCGGGAAAUGCUUAAUAAAUGUUUUGUUUUCAGAAAAUGUGAAAAAUAUUUGAGCCGAGCUUCAGCAUUGUAUAUAUUUUUACUUAGCAAACCUGAAUGCAUUGAGAUGCAUGGCUUAAAAUGGCUUUUUGCAGACAUUAAAAUCAACUUAAGACACUUGA
Mugil cephalus (flathead mullet) is the source of this 3649-nucleotide messenger RNA. Its product is annotated as gamma-aminobutyric acid receptor subunit rho-1-like. Bases 471 to 1907 code for a protein of 478 amino acids. Gene Ontology annotation, biological process: chemical synaptic transmission; monoatomic ion transmembrane transport; regulation of membrane potential. Gene Ontology annotation, cellular component: GABA-A receptor complex; synapse; neuron projection. Gene Ontology annotation, molecular function: GABA-A receptor activity; neurotransmitter receptor activity; extracellular ligand-gated monoatomic ion channel activity. The transcript is spliced from 10 exons. Lineage: Eukaryota; Metazoa; Chordata; Actinopteri; Mugiliformes; Mugilidae. The record is from RefSeq and is a predicted model, not a curated record.